Molecule: messenger RNA, 999 nt
Organism: Didymodactylos carnosus
Lineage: Eukaryota; Metazoa; Rotifera; Eurotatoria; Philodinida; Philodinidae
Source: the annotation of a GenBank genome assembly
AUGCAAGAUCGCCUUCUAGAAAGAAGUCUAAGCGAUAAUCCAUUAACAAAAGUCGAGACGAUCACUGUUACUACAAAACACGGUCCAGUACAAGUGGCUAAACAAGGAGCAGCAAAUCGUACAGUUAUCGUUACGUUUCAUGAUAUUGCUUAUAACUCUGCCACUCAAUUUCAUCAUUUUUUUUCAUUUACUGAAAUGAUGUCAAUUACACAAUGUUUUACUAUUUAUCAUAUAAAUGCGCCUGGACAAGAAGAUCGUGCUGUACCACUACCAAUAAAUCAAUCAUAUCCAACAAUGGAACAAAUGGCUGAAAUUGUGAAUGAUGUUUUCAUUCAUUUUGAUAUAAAAUCAGCCAUCGGCUUUGGAGUCGGUGCUGGUGCAAACGUUUUGGCACGUUUUGCUCUAUUGCAACCAUCAAAGAUUUAUGGUUUAGUUUUGAUUAAUUGUAUAUCAAGAGCAAUUGGAUGGUUCGAAGGUUUUUCGAUUAAAGAAACUCAAUCUACACAUUCAGAUCUUGUGCAAUCACUUCGACGUCAUUUAGAAGAAAAUGUAAACGCUAAGAAUGUUAUCAAAUAUUUGAAUUCGUUUUUCAAAUGUUCAGUUAUAAAUGUCACCGGCUUCACUUCUCCACACAAAGAUGAUGUCGUCGAUACAAAUGAUAAAUGUGAUCCAGCUAAAUCAUCACUUGUUGAGUUUUCUGAUUGUGGUGGCUUUGUUCUUGAAGAACAACCAGCGAAAAUGGCUGAAUCAUUUCGCUUAUUUUUACAAGGACUGGGUUAUCUGUCACAUUUGAGUAUUCCACGUUAUUCAAUAGCUGGCCGUUUAGCAGAACAAUCAAUGGAAUUUAAAAAGAAACAUGGUGAUAACACGGGAGCACCACGACGCUUAAGUGCACCAUUCGAUAGUCAAGAUUAUAUGCCGCGUCGUUCAUCUCAAAUGUAUGAUCAAGAAUUAACAUUAGUUGUCGAUAGUUUUGAUGAGCAAAAUGUCAAAUUAUAA